This is a messenger RNA of Linepithema humile (Argentine ant), 1864 nucleotides long. NCBI's taxonomy places the organism in Eukaryota, Metazoa, Arthropoda, Insecta, Hymenoptera, Formicidae. The record is from RefSeq and is a predicted model, not a curated record.
GCGGCGAUAAAUUUUUGUCAAGAACAUGGAUGGGAAGGAUUUGUUUUUCUGAAAGAUAAAACGUUGGAAAUUAAACCUUUGCGGCAUGACUUUGCGUCUUCGUCCUCAAUCAACAAUCUUUGUAUUACACAAGAAAUUAAUAUUUCAUUUGGCAAGCCUCACCAAAUUAAAAAAUCUUUGCAAUUAUCUGCAGACACAAGUUUCCACAAUUUGGAUAAUUUUAAACUGAAACGGCGUUAUGUACAAAAUACACAAGAAAAAUUAACUAUAGAACUGGCUGUUUUCUUCGACGAAGCCGCAUAUCGUAUCUUCAUGCCUUUUCUGAACAACGAUCAGCAUAUGUUGUAUUUAUUGAUAUUAGCGUAUGUGAAUAAUAUCCAAGCUGUGUUCCAUCAUCCUAGUUUGGGAGUUUCUAUCGAUAUUUCGUUGGUAUAUUUAAAAAUUAUGUAUAAACAACCGUCAAAUUUGCCGGUUUACGGCGGCGACGGUCAGAAACUAUUGCAUUCGUUCUGCAAUUACGUGGGAACUCUUAAUCCUACAGACGACAAUGAUCCAGAUCACUGGGACGUUGGUCUUUAUCUAACCGGAAUAAAUCUUUGUUACACCGAGCAAGGCGUAGUCAAAAAUAUUACUCUAGGUAUUUCUAACGGAAAUAGUGCGUGCAUAUUAUGUCAAUCAUGUGUGGUAGCAGAAUUCGGUAUUGCGGAUGCUGUAACCUCGGGUUUUUCAUCGUCUCUCACUGCUGCUCAUGAGAUCGGUCAUGUUUUAGGAAUGCAACACGAUUCCGAUUAUACAAAACCAUGUGAUACAUACAAGUACAUAAUGUCAUCUAAAAAAUCCCGUCAAGGUCAAGUAACAUGGUCCGAGUGCAGUCGUAAUAUAGCUGAAGAACUCUGGGAAACAAAAGAGUGCCUUCGAGAUCGUACGAAAAAUCUCGAAGACGCAUAUGACCAUGCGCGGUAUAAAAAUUUACCCGGAAGACAAUGGAGCGCCAAAGCACAAUGUGAAAUAUAUUUUCGCGACAAGGAUGCGAACGUCGUCUCGUUGCUUGAUAUAUGUCAAACUUUGCAAUGUGAAACACCACACCGGAAUGGGUAUAACUUCAUCGGAUCAGCGUUGGAAGGCACUUAUUGCGCACCCGGGAAAGAAUGUCGCGGUGGAGAAUGCGUGCCCAAUCUGCAACCGCCUCUCGAUUAUUGUGAAGAUGAUAACUGGAGUGAAUGGAAAGAAAGCCCCUGUCAAAGUAGUUGCUUGGAGAAAUCUAAAGGCGUAAAAGUCAAACGACGUUCUUGCAAACAUGGAUUUCGCAGAACGGCGAGUUGUAAAGGACCAUAUUACAACGUGGUUCUGUGCGAUGACUCGAUACUUUGCACUAAAAAUCGCACGACAACCUCCCAGUUAAUUACCGAUAAAUGCAUUAAAAUCAACGACAAUCUAAAGCAUAAAUUCAGUAUUGAACUGGAAAGUGGGCCGGUAGUUCAGGUCCUUCAUAAUGUCGCGGAACCGUGGAAGGCCUGUACUAUACACUGCCGUAAAAAAGAUUCACCAACUCUUUACGCAUUACGCUUCGAAAUGAUCGGCGUUAAUAUGGACCCAUAUCUUCCAGAUGGAACAUGGUGUCACAAUAAAGAUGGCCAAGAUUAUUACUGCCGCCAACAUUAUUGUAUUCCGGAAAGCUACUCUUAAGAAUAAUUGUCGAAAGAUUAUCGUGUGUGAAUGAGGGUCAAAAAAGGGGAAAAAUAUGAAACAAUCGUAAAUCAGUCUAGAAUAGUUGAGCAAUUUGUUCGGUAGUAAAAUAAUAUUCAAAAUGUGUAACAAUAAUGUUACAUAUUCUAAUAUCGAUCAUAAUUCAUAUUUUUUUAAA